Molecule: messenger RNA, 1028 nt
Organism: Larimichthys crocea (large yellow croaker)
Lineage: Eukaryota; Metazoa; Chordata; Actinopteri; Sciaenidae
Product: ninjurin-2
Exons: 4
Coding region: 171-647 (158 amino acids)
Biological process (GO): tissue regeneration; cell adhesion
Cellular component (GO): membrane
Source: RefSeq, a predicted model, not a curated record
UCUGCUGUCCUCCCUGGCCUUGACUGGUGCUUGGUGCCUGGCGUUCAGGGUAAUUUCCUUUCAUAAGGACCACUGCCAUCCUCGCAUUAGCAUUUUCACUGCUGUGGGGGCAACACUCGGGUGCGCGAGUGUGUGUGUGCUUCUGUUGCUUGCUCGUUACGGGUCUUAUUAUGCAGGGACUUGGGAAGACUGAGAGAGGGGAGCAGGGCCGAGACAUCGACCUGACAUCGCUGAGAUCCACCAUGCCAGCCAGCGGCCCUCUGCAGGGAGGUUCAACCACAAAUCUGAACAUGAACCUGUAUGCCACGAAGAAGACGGCAGCUGAGGGCAUGCUGGAUAUCGCUCUGUUCCUGGCUAACAUCACACACAUGAAAACUGUCAUCGAACAAGGAGCUGGAUACAGGUACUACAUUGCUGUCCUGACUCUCAUCUCCUUCUCCUUGGCUCUCCAGAUAGUGGCUGGAGUCCUUAUCAUCAUCAUUGGCCGUCGGGACCUGAAUAACAGCGCCCUGCAGAAUCGUUUGGAUUACUUGAACAACGUAACAACCAUCAUAGUCUUCAUCACCACAGUCCUCAACUUCUUCAUCAGUACCUUCGGCAUGCAGAGCACUGGAUACUUCCCUUGGCUUAUGAUGCGCAUUCACUGACACAUUUUAGGUUGCACUACCACACAGACACACUCACCAUAGCUAAUAACAUGCAUACAUACUGUAUAUACAGUGGACCUCACAUUUAUUUUAUGUCUAUUUUAGCUGUGCAACCAUUUAUUUUUAACAGAGCUGUUAUGUGUUACGAGUCAGUACUAACUUAUUUUAUGAUUUUUAACACAUUAACACAUUUGUUUUAAAAAAAUAUGUACAUAUAUGGUAAAAUAUAUUGUAAUCCUGCUUAUAGUGAUAGUCCUUUACCAAGCUUUUAUUAGGUAAUGGUGACAUCUUGUGUCCAAGAGAUGUCAAGAACAUAAAAGCAGCCCUCAUCUAACAGCUGCUCACUUCAGCAAACACAUUCAACAAAUAAAACACAAGUUU